AUGACUCGUGACAUAUCAUUACAUGGCCAAGAAAGUAAUGGUCUGCUUGAAAAAAUUCAGGAAUUUUGCAAACCGCUGAUAUUAUCCGAUGAUCAAUUAAGACGUGUAAUGCAAGAAAUGCACAAUAAAAUGGAAAAAGGAUUGAGUGAUCAACCCGGUGUGAAAUCAUGUCUGAAAAUGUUGCCAUCAUUUGUAAGAGCUGUUCCUAAUGGUACGGAAAAAGGUGAUUAUUUAGCUUUGGAUUUAGGUGGUACCAAUUUCCGUGUCCUACUUAUACGCCUAAAUAGCACUGAAGCUGAAAUCUCAGGGAAAAUUUACGGUGUGCCGGAUUCUGUAAUGAAAGGUACUGGAAUCAUGCUUUUUGAUCAUAUUGCUGCAUGUCUGGCUAACUUCAUGGAAGAUAAUGAUCUGAAAGGAGCUAAUAAAUUACCACUUGGUUUCACAUUUUCAUUUCCCGUCCUACAAGAAGGUUUAACAUCCGGAACACUGAUGCAUUGGACCAAAGGAUUCAACGCAAGUGGUGUAGAAGGUAAAGAUGUGGUCCAGUUCUUACGUGAUGCAUGUAAUCGACGUAAAGAUAUCGAUAUAGACAUUGAAGCUUUACUAAACGAUACAGUUGGUACUCUAAUGGCAUGUGCAUUCAAAGAAAAUACAUGUCAAAUUGGAGUGAUUCUUGGAACUGGUACCAAUGCAUGUUACAUGGAGAAAUUAUCAAAUUGUCCAAAAUUUAAGAAAUUCAAAUUUCACGAAGAUAAAUAUCCAAAAGAGAUGAUCAUCAACAUGGAAUGGGGCGCAUUUGGCGAUGAUGGAUGUUUAGAUUUUAUUCGAACAAGUUAUGAUUCACAAGUAGAUGAACGUACUAUUAAUCCAGGAUUUCAUUUAUUUGAAAAAAUGAUUUCUGGAAUGUAUAUGGGUGAAUUGGUACGCUAUGUACUAGUAUAUUUAGCUAAAGAAAAGUUAAUAUUUGACGGAGAUUAUGAUUCCAUAUCACAACCGCAUUGUUUCCCAACAAAAUAUGUAUCCGAAAUUGAAACUGAACGGGGUGACGGUAAGCUUUAUCAGAAAACAAUGCAAAUUCUGGAAGAUAUUGGUGUGGGACAUGUUACAAUUCAGGACUGCGAAAUCGUUGCUUAUGUUUGUUCGGUGAUUAGUACAAGGGCAGCACAUCUUACAGCAGCUGGCAUUACAUGUCUACUGAAUCGUUUACAGAAACCAUAUGUUACAGUUGGUAUCGAUGGGUCAUUAUUUCGUUUUCAUCCAAAUUUUGCCAGAAUUAUGGAUCAAAAAAUUGACCAAUUGUUGCCAAAAAAUUUAGAAUAUCAAUUAAUGUUAUCAGAAGAUGGAAGUGGACGAGGUGCAGCAUUGGUUGCAGCUGUAGCAAGACGUAUUAAACGUGAAGCACAUCAAAUGAGCAAAUAA
Cercopithifilaria johnstoni is the source of this 1419-nucleotide messenger RNA. The record is from the annotation of a GenBank genome assembly. Lineage: Eukaryota; Metazoa; Nematoda; Chromadorea; Rhabditida; Onchocercidae.